AUGGGGGGGGGGGGGUAUUGGGGGGGGGUAGAUUGGGGGUGUUGGUGGGAUGGGGUGUGUUUGGGGGGUGUGGGUUGGGAGUGGUAUUUGUGUAGAGGAUUGGAGGAGGGUGGGGUUGGGUUGGGUAUUGUUGUGAUGUGGUGUUUUGUGGGGGUGUUGAUUUGGGUGGUUAGGGGGGGGAGGGGUGGGGGGUUAGAUUGGGUUGUGAUGUUGGGGGGUUGUGGGGUGGUGUUGUGGGGGGUGGUUUGGGGGGUGGGGGGGGGUUUUUGUGGGGUGUUGGGUUUUUGGAGGGUUGGAGGGGGGGGUGGUGUGGUGGUGGGGGUGUUGUUGUUGGGUGGGGGGGUGUGUGUGGGGGUGGAUUUGUGGGGUGUUGGAUGGGGGGGGGAUUGUGGGGUGGGGUUUUGGGGGUUUGGGGUUAGGGUAGUUGAGUGGUGGGGGGGGGUUUGGUGGUGGGUGAGAGGAAGGGUGGGUUGGUGGUUGUAG
Knipowitschia caucasica is the source of this 483-nucleotide messenger RNA. The record is from the annotation of a GenBank genome assembly. NCBI's taxonomy places the organism in Eukaryota, Metazoa, Chordata, Actinopteri, Gobiiformes, Gobiidae.